AGCAGUUUUUUUAUUCGUCAAGAUGGCGGCCUCUAACAAGAGGAAGCGAGUCAGUCACCAGUUCGCGAACAGCAACAACAGUGAAGGCGCUUCAACUUCGAGAGCAAACAAUACGCUUCAUUCAGUUGGAGAUGACAAAAAAGACCACUUUGUUGAGGGGUCCAUUGUCAGGAUUUCAAUGGAAAAUUUCUUAACCUAUGACAGGUGUGACGUGUAUCCAGGACCGAAUCUGAACAUGAUUGUGGGAGCUAACGGCACCGGGAAAUCGAGCAUAGUUUGUGCCAUCUGCUUGGGGCUCGCAGGAAAGACAGGAUUUUUAGGAAGAGGCGAUAAAGUUGGUCUUUAUGUAAAACGAGGGUGCAGCAAGGGUUCCAUUGAAAUUGAAUUGUACAAGUGUGAAGGCAAUCUUAAGAUAAAUCGAGAAAUUCACGUUGAAAACAAUCAGUCCACAUGGAUGAUCAAUGGCAAACAUGCAAGUCAGAAAACUGUGGAAGAGGCAGUGAAAGCACUUCAAAUACAAGUUGGAAAUCUGUGUCAGUUUCUGCCUCAGGAGAAGGUUGGGGAGUUUGCCAAGAUGAGUAAAGUCGAGCUACUAGAAGCAACUGAAAAGUCCGUUGGGCCACCGGAGAUGUACCGAUUCCACUGCGAAUUAAAAAACUUCCGUUCAAAGGAAAGGGAGUUGGAGAAUAUUUGCAAGGAGAAGGCGGGUCUCCUUGAGAAGAUGGGCCAUCAGAACGAGCGUUACAAACGGGAUGUGGAACGUUACUAUGAGAAGCAGCGUCACUUGGAUGUUAUCAACAUGCUAGAGAGAAAAAAGCCCUGGGUGGAAUACGAGACUGUUAGGAGGCAAAUUUUAGCAGUAAAGAGUGAGCGAGACAAGGUUAAGAGUGAACUGAAAAAGCUGCAGGAUGAACAAGCACCAAUGCUAAACAAAAUUAAGUCAGUUGAAAGCCAGCUUAAACCCCUUGACAACAAGAUGAAAGAAAAGAAUAUACAGAUGAAAGAAGCUUGGCAGAAAUGCAAGAUCAAACAAGACCAAUUGGAUCGAAAGGACAAAGAGAUCGAGGAUAUCCAGCAGGCACUGAGUCUGAAACAGACAGAGGAGGCAGACCGGCAGAAAAGGAUCAAUAACACCAGGAGGAUGAUUGAUGACUGGCAAGCGGAGCUCAACUCGAUCGGCAGCCAGGACGACGUACAGCCCAAGAUUGACAGCAUCAAUGGGCAGCUGAGGCACAUACAGGAGGAGAAGGCAAAAAUUGAUAGUGAACGUGCAGAUGUGAAGAGGGAGUGGGAGAACCAGAAGUAUGAAAGAGAAAAGUUAAAAAUUGAGCUCCGGAAGCAUGAAGAUUUGAUGAUUCGUAAAGAGGAGAAGCUGAAGGAGAGAUACCGUGACACUUACAACGCCAUGAUGUGGCUUAGAGAGAACCGGAACCUCUUCAGGGGCAACGUCUACGAGCCCAUUAUGCUUGUGGUCAAUGUAAGAGAUGCUCAACAUGCAAAGUAUAUUGAGAACCAAGUUUCAAUUAAUGACCUCCGGGCUUUUGUGUUCCAAAAGCAAGAGGACAUGGAAGCAUUUAUGAGCGAGGUACGUGACAAACAAAAAUUACGGGUUAAUGCUGUGAUCGCUCCUCCUCAAUCAUGUGCCAACAAACCACCACCACGACCGAUUGAGGCAUUACGACGCUAUGGCUUUUUCUCUUACUUAAGAGAAUUGUUUGAUGCCCCAGAAGAAGUUAUGAGUUACUUGUGCAACCAAUACAAAGUAAAUGAAAUUCCAGUGGGAAAUGAACAGACCAAAGCAAUGAUUGAAACUGUGAUAAAAGAGUCGCAGCUGAGACAGAUUUUCACUGCUGAGGAAAAGUACACGGUGAAGAAAUCUGUCUACUCCAACAAAACCAUCACCAGUAACACUGCGCUGCGUCCCUCUCAGUUCCUGACUUCAGCUGCGGAUGCCGAUACCAGAAGGCAGCUGGAGGGGCAGCUGCAGACUGCUCAACAGAAAUUACAGGAGUUAGAAUUGCAGAUGAGAGCCUUUGCUGAACAGCAGACCCAGCUGGACCGUCGAGAUAACGAUCUGAGGAAUCAAAAGAAAGAGCUGUCCGAGCUGAAGGGAAAGAAGAGGCAGCUGGAACAAAAGAUCAGCACCAAGCUAGACAGUCUGAAACAGAUGGAGCAGAACGGCAUAAACCUAAAAGAGGAGGAGGGAAAAACAAAAGAAAAAAUAAAAGCAGUUAAUACUGAGAAGGUCACCAUUGUAUCAGAUUUAAUUGAGAGUAUGAAAAAAAGAGUAAAACUGAACAUGGACAGGGUAUACCUGGCUCUUGACAGUGUGCAGUUAACUGCAAAGAAGACAAAACUUGAAACUGACUGCAGAGAGGCUUCUGCCCGCCUGAGAGUUCUGGAGGACAAAUAUUUGGAGUUGGAGAGAAAGAAGCAUACUCUGGUGUGUGAUUGCAAAGGCUUAAUGAAAAAAGCUCAGGAGAUCUGCAACUUGGACCCAGGGCAGAGCGAUGUCCCUCAGGAUCUCCAUGAUGUCUUCAAACAGUUUCCAGAUACUGUGGAUGAAAUAGAUGCACUUCUGCAUGAAGAGAGAUCAAGAGCAGAGUGCUUCACAGGUGUAAAUUCUUCGGUGCUUGAUGAAUAUGCAGAGAGAACACAGGAAUAUGAUAACUUGAAAGUAGAACUCGACAAAAAAACAAAAGCAUUACAAGAAUACAGAGAGAGCAUUUCUCAGGUAAAGGAAAGGUGGCUGAACCCAUUGAAGCUGCUGGUGGAGCAAGUCAAUGAGAAGUUCAGCGAUUUCUUCCGUUCCAUGCAGUGUGCUGGAGAGGUUGACCUUCACUCUGACAAUGAGGAGGAGUAUGACAAGUACGGGAUACGUAUCCGUGUGAAGUUCCGCAGCAGCACCCAGCUCCACGAGCUGACUCCUCAUCACCAGAGCGGAGGGGAGCGCAGCGUGUCCACCAUGCUCUACCUCAUGUCCCUGCAGGAGCUCAACCGCUGCCCGUUUCGAGUCGUGGAUGAGAUCAAUCAGGGCAUGGAUCCCAUUAAUGAACGAAGAGUCUUUGACAUUGUUGUGCGAACGGCUUGCAAAGAAACAACCUCCCAGUAUUUUUUUAUAACACCCAAGCUACUGCAGAACCUGACCUACGCUGACGAGAUGACGGUUCUUUGUGUUCACAACGGCCCAUACAUGCUUCCUCCUGCCAAGUGGAAUUUAAAAGCUUUUGAAAGGCGAAGGCAGCGAGUUCAGCGGUUACUGGCUUGAAGUAUUUACCUGUGGAAUUCCACACCACCUGCUAAUGUGCCUUGACAGAUUCCUGAUUGUCUUUAGACAUUGCAGCCCGUCUGUUUACAUUUUAUACUUUUUUUUUCCUUUUCAUAUAAUUGUUACUGUUACUGAUGUUAAUAAAAUUGCCAAAAUGUCUACGGAAAUCUUUAAAUAGGUUAAAUAUACGUCUUGUUUAAGGCAUAGCACAGAAUCCUAACAAAUGGAAAAUUGUCCGAUGUUUUCAGCUCCUGAUGUUCUAUUGUGAAAUGCCACUGACCAUAACUUGAUUUUGUCACAUGACUUAAUGUUCCCAAAUCCAAACAGUAUGUGUGGGUAAGUGGAUGUUCUGGCAACCAAGAGUACAGUCCUGAAGUGAUGACUGCUGUAGGAUGGACCAAAAGUACAUAGUGGACUAAUGCACAGUAAUGCAGAAGUUGUUGCAAGCCUUUUUAGUACUAUAGAAGCAUACCUGUUAUUUAAAUAAAUUGUCAUUUUUUGAAGGAUUACUUGACAGUUGUCAGCAACUGAAGUCUAUGCCUGACAUCUUAAGGCCACUUUUAAGUCAUGCCAUAUGAAGUGAUAUUUUUUUACAUGAUUUUACCUAAACAAGGGAGAAGAUAAUUUGCAACGAAUUUUUGCACAGCAAAACACGAGAUGAUCACGUACACGUGGCACACAGAAUUAUGAUCAACAUUUUCAGGUUUACUUAUUGUAUAUUGCAGUUGAUUAAAAAAAAUACUAACAACUGUUGCCUGCAUGGACAAAAUCUGACACUGGCAGACAACAACUGUGUAGAAGAAUGGAAAAUCUAUUUUAAAAUUUUCUGCCUUACAGUGGAGUGACAUUAGUAUUAUUUCACGUUUUCAAAUUAAUUUAAUAUUGAAAAAGACAAGAAACAUCUGCAACACUGCGAGUGUGUUGUUCUGUGUGUUAUACGUGAUUAUGUUGCCUUUACCAAUUAUAGUAUAUUUGAUGGAAUUUAUUCUGAGAAUCUGAAACAUCACUUGAAAUUCACCAAUUUCAUAAAAGUAGUAAUGGGACCAAAACAAUCCUGUUUCUGGCAUACUGACAUUUUAUUGAAUGGGCAUGAUAUUAUGUUGAUUAACAUUUUAAAGGAGGUAGGAUCUACAGUGCAAUUUACAGGCUAAUAGCAUGGAGCACUUGUUAGGUGUAAUGUAAGCUGUACAUCUGUGGCUCUUGCUUUAUACUGAGCUUUCAAUGGUGUCUUGUGGAGUUAAGACUUUUUGUGUGCCUGGUCUCUGACCCCCAAAAUGAAACACAUUUCUGCGUUUUCCACAAUUGUUUAAAAAGCUCAAGUUUGCUAAAUAAGGCAUCCAUUACAUGAUUGUUCUCAUCUCGUGCAAAUAAUUUACACAAGCAGUAUCCAGACGUGUUGUCUGCAGGAAGAGCAGUAGGUGAGGUCUCAGGGCUUGAUCAGUGUAGCACUGUACAGUAAGGCUGGUAUCACUCAUUGUGAAUGAAGUUCUAUAGCAACUAGACAAUCCUACAUGGUCCAACGAUCUCAGUGGUUUGCUGUGAUUUAUGGUCUCCCUCGUUGCCUGUAACCGAUGUUAUAAAGAAAUACAAUUCAUGUUGCCGUGUUGGAAAUGGCUGGUUAAGAACAACAAAAAAUAUAACAUUUUGAUACUUUG
Messenger RNA from Lepisosteus oculatus (spotted gar), 4923 nucleotides. RefSeq names its product structural maintenance of chromosomes 5 (gene smc5). Gene Ontology annotation, biological process: double-strand break repair via homologous recombination. Gene Ontology annotation, molecular function: ATP hydrolysis activity; single-stranded DNA binding; ATP binding. NCBI's taxonomy places the organism in Eukaryota, Metazoa, Chordata, Actinopteri, Semionotiformes, Lepisosteidae. The record is from RefSeq and is a predicted model, not a curated record. Gene Ontology annotation, cellular component: nucleus; Smc5-Smc6 complex.